Python bivittatus (Burmese python) is the source of this 2523-nucleotide messenger RNA. It is a transcript of the gene GJB3, whose product is annotated as gap junction protein beta 3. The record is from RefSeq and is a predicted model, not a curated record. Gene Ontology annotation, biological process: cell-cell signaling. Gene Ontology annotation, cellular component: connexin complex. Gene Ontology annotation, molecular function: gap junction channel activity. NCBI's taxonomy places the organism in Eukaryota, Metazoa, Chordata, Lepidosauria, Squamata, Pythonidae.
CUCCUCCGGUGCUUUUUUCAUGCAGGACAAGGAGAAAGUUUCAUGGCUUAAACUCUUAAGAUUUCAGGAGACCUGCCACAAAGGAGAAAUCUCUGCUUUUCUCUUGGAGAGGCUGGCCAAUCUCAGGAAAGGCCAAAGAAGGUUUGAAGUUGGUGCUCGUGAGCUGAGCUUCCAACUUCUAUCACCAUGGAUUGGAAGACCUUACAGGGCCUGUUGAGUGGAGUAAACAAAUACUCCACUGCUUUUGGCCGCAUCUGGCUCUCUGUGGUCUUUGUUUUCCGUGUCCUUGUUUUUGUGGUAGCUGCUGAGCGGGUGUGGGGAGAUGAGCAGAAGGAUUUUGACUGCAACCACAGGCAACCUGGUUGCACUAAUGUCUGCUAUGAUCAUUAUUUUCCCAUCUCCCACAUCCGUCUCUGGGCACUGCAGCUGAUUUUUGUCACCUGUCCAUCUCUGCUCGUCAUCAUGCACGUGGCCUAUCGUGAGGACAGAGAGAGGAAGAACCGGGAAAAAAAUGGGGAAAAUUGUCCCAAACUAUAUAGCAACACUGGAAAGAAACAUGGUGGUCUUUGGUGGACUUAUCUCCUCACCCUCUUCUUCAAAAUGGCGAUUGAGAUCAUUUUCCUCUAUCUCCUCCAUAGAAUAUGGGACAGUUUUGACCUGCCACGCCUGGUCAAGUGUGAUAUGCAGCCUUGCCCUAAUACAAUUGAUUGCUACAUUGCUCGGCCAACUGAGAAGAAGAUUUUCACUUAUUUCAUGGUAGGGGCAUCAGCUCUUUGCAUUGUCCUCACCGUGUGUGAGAUCUUCUACCUCAUCUUCAAGAGGGUAGUCCGCUCAAUGCAUAAAUGGAAGAAGAACAAGAAGUCACUGACAUACAGCAAGGCCUCCACCUGCCACUGCCAUUUGAGGAUGGAACAACCACAGGACGGGAAAUUAAAAAAUCCACCCUUGGAAGCCCUCAGAGCUUCUGCACCUAACCUGACUUUGAUCUGAGUGGGAGAAGAAGCAAAUCCGAAAUGGCCCCAUUCCAGGACACAUAAGUCGUUUUUUUAAACAUGAAAUGGGGAAAGAGGACUUGAAGUGGAGGUCUUCCAUUGUAUCACUAACCAAAUUUUCCACAAAGGAAGGGCCACAAUGAUUGAAGGGGAGCACUGCCAUGUUUAUUCAGGUCUUAAGACAAGGCCAUCUGUUUACAUACGAUAACUAAACUAAGCAUGCACACUUAAUAUGCUCUGGCAAACCCUGCUAGAAAAGUUGUAACCUUCUACAUCCUCAGGUUUAUGCUUUCUACUUUUCCAAACUAUCUCACAAGGAAGGUAAACAUCUGCAUACAAUAUGUUGUGAUCUUUAAAACUUACAACAGCUAAACUCUAUGACCUUGGAUUUCUUCCUCUGAUUUAUUUAGUUGUUUAUAGGGUUGUUUAUAGAGCAUUAGUCACUGAAUUUUCUGCCAAGGUGGGGGGUAAAUUAAUUAGGGAAAUUCAGUAAACAUGCAUUAUUUAACCCAGAUGUCCUCCCGUCUCUUGCAGGCCACAAUUCUCUGAAAUGACAAAUGCUAAUGUGGUCUGCAAAGCAGGUUAAACAAAUCACAUUGAAAGGUUGUUUCAGCCGAAUUUCCUCUCUUGAAUUUCACCUGGAGGAAAUCCACCAUGAAUUUGGAGUUCUUGUUGAGAACAAAAAUAUCUGAGGAACUCCAAGAGAAGCAAAGUCUUGCUAUGCACAUUUCUUCAAGGAAGAAGAGAGAUUCUGUUUAUACCAUUCCAACCCCAUCUGUAGUUGAAUUUGAUUCCUGAUGACUGUAUCUGUGUAUUUUCCACAGAAAGUCCUUUCACAUAAGAAAACAAAAAGAUUAUGUUGAGUUGGGUUAAAAAGGAAUGAGACAGUAUUUUCUUCUCCGAAGCCUUCUAGAGAGGACAUGGCCUUCUACUCUCUGCAAAACAUAGAAGUAUCCUGACAAGGAGAGCUGAAUUUGGUAUAGAUAGAAGAGUUGGUGGGGGAUAAAACUUUCCCAAGUUCUCCACCCCUGAUCUUUCACCCUGUUUUGUAACAGAAGACGUCCACAGAAAUCAAGACUAAUGUAACAUUUGACAUUCAUUUGGAAGGAUUAGUCCAGAGGAAAGGGGGCAUGUCAUAACAAAAGAGAUGGAAGGAAGCAGUUAGUCUAAAUCAAUGUUUACAGCUCAGUUUAGCCAGAAGAAACAUAGCAACAGAAAAGAUUUCACUAUUAGCAGAAGAAGGUAUUUUGAGAAAAGUGGAGAUAAGGCUACAGAACUUUUCAGGGAGAGUUCGAGUCCCCUUAAUUAAGAGUUUCACAUAGACCCUCUUUCAUGCAGAGCAAGAAUUAAAGUCAUAUUUAAAAGAUUUGCUUGGCUGAUGCAUCUGUUGCUGUGGGAAAGAAAAUUGACUAUGGACAAAGAUUAGGCAGGACCCAUGCCUCACUCUGGAACAGGUUAGCAAGAGACAGCAGGCAGGAGUCCCUUUGUUUUAAUUAGUUUUUAUUAUAAAAGUUUUUUACAAAAUAGAAAC